GAAAAUAACAAUAUCUGCAGCCGGAUGAAGUUUAUAUUUCUAGUUUUCAUGAUAGAGAGAAGUUUAUACAAAAAGCAUUCGGAGUACGAAGACAUUGUGAUGCCACCAGAUACAAGAUAGUUGUGGUACUUUAAAGAAUGUAUAUUAAUUGAUAAAAAUGCUGACGUUUGUUUUGAUGUUAUUAACCAAAUACAUUAUAUUUUUACAAAUAGUAUAUGAAACAAAAUAGCUAACUCAUGCUGCAUGUUGCUGUUUUCACAUUUUUCAUAUUUCAAAACAAGUAAAAGUGAAAAAUUUCAACCACCGAUUUUAACUUAACCAAAAUCAAUGGAGCGUUAAAUCAGAACUUGUCCCGAUCUGGGAGGACGGGUUAGCUUAAACCCCCUUGUUUACCAAUCCAUUUGCUGUCUUUUUUUAUGCCAUGCCAUGGCCUGGCUUGGUGCCACACCAAGUUACCGUGAUGAAUCGUCUCUAUACAAUUACAUCAUGGUUUGCCCGUGCCCGUAUGUCAUUGCAUUCUCCAUAAUGUGAGUGAUUCGAGCUUAUGUCAGUCGUCAGAGUACAUCUGUUGUUGUAAGGACGGUAUUUUCACAGGCUGCCAGAAAGCAUCUGCAUCAGUCGGCGGGCUUCACGUCUUGAUGGAAUCUUUCUUCGGUUUCACAGCCAAUAGGAAUGAGCGAAUUGCUGUGAGCUGCUCCCUUGGGACCUUGCUACUGUAUGUCUCUGGUGCCUGCACGGACACGCUGUGACAUUACGACAGACAGGGCAAGGAAGAGGUCAGCGCUGCUUGGCGCUUAACCUGUGAAUAGGAGCAGGGCUUCCAGGCAAAAAAUGCAGCAAGAAUGAGUGCAACUGGAGUAGCAGUGCUCUGGUGAGACGGUGGCAGUAGACGAGUAUCUACGCUUUUCUUGUGUGCGCCGAACCUGCAGCGACCGACGUUUUUUGUCGAUGGGUUAGAUUCUGCACUGUGGGAGUGGAGUGACCGACUACUGACAGAGGCACUGUUGACAAGGACCUUCGUCACUACCUCAAUUUACGGUUCCAAAAAGGUUCGGUUGACCACGAACUUCAGCAGAUUAUCCGCGAUAACCUCUACCUACGGACAGUACCCUGUACUACAAGGCCACCUAAAGAAGGAGAGGUCCCUGGUGUUGACUACAAUUUUGUGACUGUGGAAGAAUUUAUGGAACUUGAAAAAAGUGGUUCACUCUUAGAAAGUGGGACUUACGAAGACAAUUACUAUGGCACUCCAAAACCUCCAGCAGAACCAACGCCACUUCUGCUAAAUGUAACAGAUCAAAUUCUGCCUGGUGCUAGACCUAGUGCUGAGGGAAAAAGGAAAAGAAAUAAAUCAGUAAGUAACAUGGAAAAAGCUGGAAUUUCCCCUCCUGAAGAAGAGGAAGAAGAAGAAGAAGAGAGACCUGUUAUCAAUGGAAAUGGAGUCAUAGUACCACCAGAAUCUGGUGAACAUGAAGACAAAAGCACUGAUGCCUCAGAUGAGAUUUUUUCACAUCCUUGCGCUGCACCAGUCUAUGGCCUUAUAAAGGGAAUGAAAGAAGAUUCUGUUUCAGAAAAACAGACAAGAGUCGAAGAUAGUGAUGAGUUGGGCCCAUUGCCUGAGAACUGGGAGAUGGCAUACACAGAAAAAGGCGAAGUCUACUUUAUCGACCAUAACACCAAGACAACAUCUUGGCUUGAUCCACGAUUAGGUAAAAAGGCAAAACUUCCAGAAGAGUGUAAAGAUGAUGGAGACAAGCUGCAAUCUGGAAACACAGGACAGAAGUUAGAACUUCCAUAUGGUUGGGAGAAAAUAAAUGAUCCAGUCUAUGGCACCUAUUAUGUUGAUCACAUAAAUCGAAAAACCCAGUUUGAAAAUCCUGUUCUUGAAGCAAAGAAGAAGUUGCAGCAGCAACGUCCAUUGCAGCAGGAUCUAGUGCUCUACCCUAUGCCAGCAGCUGGUUUCCGAGAAGGCUCAUCAUCAACAUUACCUAGACCCAAACAUACCUGCCCAGGCUCUCUGCCUCAGCGGUCGCGCAGUACGAAUGACCUGUCUCAGUAUCGGACUGACAGUGCUGGAAUGUACAGGCUGUAUGAAAAGCCACUCUUCACUCGAGAUGUUUCACAGCUGAAGGGAACGUUUCUUACAACGUCACUGAAGAAGAGCAGCAUGGGGUUUGGAUUCACCAUUAUUGGUGGUGAUGAGCCUGAUGAAUUUCUGCAAGUAAAGAGUGUGAUACCAGAAGGACCAGCAGCAGUAGAUGGCAAAAUGGAAAUGGGUGAUGUGAUUGUCUAUAUAAAUGAUAUCUGUGUCCUAGGAUAUACUCAUGCUGAAGUAGUUAAAAUUUUCCAGUCUAUCCCAAUUGGCCAAUGUGUCAAUCUUGUUUUAUGCCGUGGGUACCUUUUACCCUUUGAUCCUGAUGACCCAAACAACAGCAUGAUGCCUCCUUUAACAUUAGUGAACCGGCAACCAAUACAAAUAAAUGGGAGAAGUAAUUAUGACACUUAUGUGGAGUUUGGUUCCCGGACUUCUCGCUCAGCACCAGACAUCUCUGACCAACAUUUACAUUCCUUUAAUCCAAUACUCACUGAUGACCAGGUGAAUGGAACAUUAUCAACAGUUCAGGAGGAUAGUGUCUCUAUGGCCUCUUCAGGAGCCACUCAGUGUGAAUUCAAGAAAAUUGCAAUUGUGAAAGGAGCGCAAGGCUUUGGCUUUACCAUAGCAGAUAGUCCCAAAGGGCAGCGAGUGAAACAAAUCCUAGAUAUUCAAGGCUGUGGUGGCCUUAACGAAGGUGACCUAAUUAUGGAGAUUAAUCAGCAAAAUGUGCAGACUCUCAGUCAUACCCAAGUAGUGGAGAUUUUAAAGGACUGCUCCGUUGGAACAGAGAUCAAUUUGGUCAUCCAGAGGAGUGGUUUUUUCUCACCUUGGAAGAGUUCAAAACAAAUGUUAGAUAGAUGGGAAAAUCAGGGCAGCCCUCAGGCAAACUUCUCAGCCCAGUACCUGCCCCAUAGUCUUCCCUUCCCACCUCAUAUCCAAGGGGCAUCUCUUCCUGACUCUUCAGAUGGAUUUGAUCAAAGGAAGCCUGAUCCAUAUGAGGUUUAUGAGAAAUCAAGAGCCAUCUAUGAGAGUAGACAGCAAAUGCCACCAAGGACUGUAUAUCGGGCUGAUUCAUCUGGUCCAGACUACCGAGAGAUAGAUGUUUAUUUACGCAGACAAGAGUCUGGGUUUGGCUUUAGAAUCCUGGGUGGAGAUGAGCCUGGUCAACCAAUUCUUAUCGGAGCAAUCAUUACAAUGGGUGCUGCAGACACGGAUGGUCGUCUUCGCCCUGGGGAUGAAUUAGUUUACGUGGAUGGAAUAUUAAUUACUGGAAAAACUCAUCGUUAUGUGAUAGAUCUGAUGCAUAAUGCAGCACGAAAUGGUCAUGUCAGUCUGACUGUACGGAGGAAGAUUUUGUGUAUAGGUGGGCCAACUUCUGAGAAUGGACGAAGUCCAGGAUCUGUAUCUACACAACACAGUUCUCCCAGAAGUGAUUUUGCUGUUUGCCCAAAUAACACACAAGCACCUCCCAGUGGUUCCUCACCUGCAGAGAGUUUGGUCAGUCAUGGUGUACAGGCCAAUGACAUUAUUAUAUAUCGUAAAGAAAGUGAAGGCUUUGGCUUUGUGAUCAUUAGUUCAUUAAAUAGACCAGAAACAUGUGCAUCAAUGGUGCCUCACAAAAUUGGACGGAUUAUUGAGGGGAGCCCAGCAGAUCGUUGUGGAAAACUCAAGGUUGGCGACCGCAUCCUAGCAGUGAAUGGGCAGUCCAUCAUUAACAUGCCUCAUGCAGAAAUUGUGAAGCUAAUCAAGGAUGCAGGCCUUAGUGUGACUCUGCGCAUUGUUCCUCAAGAGGACAUGAGCAGUCCUGCUUCAGCACCAGGCUCAGAUAAGCAAAGUCCUCUGGCACAGCAGCACAGUCCAAUGGCACAAAAGAGUCCUACACCACAGCAAAGUCCUAUAGCACAACAUAGCCCUGCUGUACAACCACCUCCUCUUCAGCCACAUGGACAUAAUGGCAGUUACAGGUCAGAAGUAAAAGCAAGACAAGAUGUCAAACCAGACAUUAGGCAACCACCAUUUUCAGAGUACAGACAAGCUCCGACAUCAGAUUAUCGACAGCCACCAUCUCUAGAUUACAGACAGCAGCCUCUCAUAGAUUACAGGCAGCCACCUUCUGACAAUAGACAGUAUGGAGUGUCUGAUUACAGACAGCCACAGGAUUUUGAUUAUUUUACGGUUGAUCUGGAGAAAGGUACCAAAGGAUUUGGAUUUAGUAUUCGUGGAGGACGAGAGUACAAAAUGGAUCUCUAUGUGCUGCGUUUAGCAGAAGAUGGCCCAGCAAUCAGAAAUGGGAGAAUGAGAGUUGGGGAUCAUAUCAUUGAAAUCAAUGGAGAGAACACAAGAGAAAUGACUCAUGCCAGAGCAAUCGACCUGAUCAAAUCUGGAGGGAAAAGAGUACGUCUCCUUCUUAAACGUGGGACAGGUCAAGUGCCCGAGUAUGACAACCACAGCCGGAAUGCUUCCUCUGCAGGCUCCCCAGGCCUGUCGGAAAUUACCAUAAUUCCUGAUGAUCUGAUACCACCACCAUCAUCAUCGCAUUCUGCCCCAACCAAUGAUUCCAUUCACCAGCUAGCCCCAGGGACAUUAUGGGACAUCAAGAAAGAAAAUGAUAUCGUGAGAAGGGAGCACUCUGCAAAUCACUAUGGGAGGAGCAGAAGAGACAGAUCAGAGAGCCCAGGAAAAGUGGAAAAGUUGAAGCAGCAUCGAAGCUCGAAGAAGAAUCUUUCAAGGCUCUGUAAAGAAAAUAGUAAAAAAACAUAUGGUGGCAGGACCACCUCUGAAAACAGGACAACUGGGAGGAAAUAUUUUACAGACACUAAAACAGGGGAGGGCAAGUUUUAUGAAUCAAACAAUGAGAAACAUAAACGCGGUAGAUCCAUGUCUCCAGCUUCCCGAAGGGGAAGGUCUCCUGGAAUGGAUUAUAAAAUUGCCGAUAUCACUGAGAGAAAAUUGCUAAAAACACAGAAACACAGGAUGAAAUCAGCAGAUUUUGGCUUACGAACUGAUACUGGUGAUGUUGAUAACUUCCAUGAAAAUGCCUUAGAACAGGUCAUCAAGGACCUUAAACGAGAUCUCAGUAAGAUCUCCGGUGAGGAGCAUACACGUUCAAAUCUUGCUAUUCAAAGUAACAACACUAUAACCCGAAAGUCAACUGUUUCACCUGGGCCAUGGAAAAUUCCUGGUUCUGAUAAGUAUCCCAGUAUAAUGAAAUCUGGUGCUGCCACCAUGGACAAAUGAAAUAAUAAUAUAUUAUUCUCCCAAUUGUCAGAUAGAUGCAGGACAUUCAGCAUUUCCCCUUAUCACGUUAUUUAUCUAACUUAAUUUGAACAGUUACUCAGCCUUAUAAACUGGAAGCAUUUGCAUUAACAAUAUAGUGAGAAUAAUAUUCAAUGGAGCAAUGAUAUGUUUGGUCAUAAAAGACUUUAAAGAAAGCAACCAGCAGUAUUUUAAACCUUCUGUAAACUGAUGUUUACCACUAUGCUAUGGGGACAGUGACAACAUCUGUGAGCCAAACCAAUGAACUGUACGGAGCAGUGCAGUAUGAUUAUGUUGGUAACAACAUCAGAGAACAAGAAUAAUAUUGGUGCUUUUGUUGAAAACAAUGUUUAAAGUAUGAAGGAUUUACUUCAUCUGUAAGCUGCGGUCAUAUCUGUUGUAUCAGUAAUCUUUGUACUAGUGGGAACAUCAGUUGUUAGAGUCUGGCCUUAAGUAAAACUGCACUGAAGAGUAAGGCACCGAAAAAUUGGAAGUCUAUGUAAAGCUGAAUUUUUGUAAAUAUUCACUUAAUAGGACAAAGGCCUAGCCCAGGGGUUAAAGUUUUCUAUAAUACCGGAGCCUCAUCAGUAGGAAUAACACAAGUGAACAUAUUUAAUUUAAAUUUCAUCUUGUAUCAAAGCAACCCAAUUUUUAGGUCCACCUCAGUGAACCAAGCACAAUAAUAGUGUCAUAGUAAUAAUGCAGUUGAUUUUCAUAUUGAAGUUUACUUAUGGUGAACGUGAGCACAGUUCACCUACUUUAUCCUCUGGCCUAGCCAUAAUCUGAUUUCUGCCAUUAAUGGUAUAGUAAAAUCAGGUUUUGGGAAAUGCUUCUGUAUUGUAGUGCACGUACCUGUAUUACCCCCUGAUUUUAGGUUUAUGGAAAAGUGGGAUUAUGAUUGCAGAAGCAGACUACAUUUUGCACAGCUCACAGCUCUUACUUGUGCAGUAAUUGCUGUAUGCUAUCUGUAAUCAAAUGAUCUAUGAACAUGACAUGUCACUUACCCUUUGGAUAAAUAUUGCUGUGUAGUGUUAGUUGUGAAUUUACCUUGUACAGUAUCUCUAUAAAUAUGAUUCCAUGUAUUAUUAGUCACAAAGACUGUAAGUGAGCAACUAUUUUUAUGAACUGCACCACUGCGGAUAAAUUAACUUUUACAGAAAACUUGUUUAUGAUAUUCUAUCUGAAACACUGUCAAAUAAAGUACAUACUCUGAAACGAGUGUUGUCCUGAGUG
Molecule: messenger RNA, 6583 nt
Organism: Chiloscyllium plagiosum (whitespotted bambooshark)
Lineage: Eukaryota; Metazoa; Chordata; Chondrichthyes; Orectolobiformes; Hemiscylliidae
Product: membrane-associated guanylate kinase, WW and PDZ domain-containing protein 2
Biological process (GO): signal transduction; receptor clustering
Cellular component (GO): cytoplasm; dendrite; cell-cell junction
Molecular function (GO): beta-1 adrenergic receptor binding; SMAD binding; type II activin receptor binding
Source: RefSeq, a predicted model, not a curated record